AUGCAACAGUUUGCAGUAUCGUUCGAAUGUGGAGUUUCGACGAGCAAGGAUGUGUCUGGAAUGUGGGCCGUCGACAGUGGUGCAACGCACCACAUUUGCCACGACAAGACCAAGUUCGCAAGUUUGGCAGAGCGCAAUGAGGGCGAACUCUUGGUGGCUGAUGGCAACAAGGUGGCCAUCAAGGGUGUGGGAACCAUCAUGGAAAAGGUGGUUCUGCCCAACGGUGAAGAGCGUGAGAUCGAAAUCAAGAACGCGCUAUAUGUUCCAAGUAUGAGCAAGAACCUGCUCUCGGUACCACAGAUUAACAGCCAUGGCAAGUUUCAAGUCGUGUUUGACGGGUCCAAGAUGUAUGUGACUCUCAAGAACUCACAGCAAGUGGUGGCGACAGCGGAUCUCGUGGAUGGACUCUACUGGCUUCGGACGACUCAACGAUCAGCGAAUGUGGCAACAAGUGGAACCAGUUGUGCCGAUCUACAUGCGAUAAUGGGUCAUGCUCCAGUCGAUGUACUUCGCAAGAUGAUCGCGACCAACAUGAUCAAAGAUGUGGGAGUGCCUCUCAAGUCGGGUGGAGCAACUACAUGUCGAGGAUGUCAGCAAGGGAAAAUGGUCCAAAACCCAUUCCCAAGCAAUCGUGACAAGCGAAGUUACGACACGUUUGAGCUGCUUCAUCUGGACAUCUGCGGGCCCAUGGAAAAGGAUUCGCUCGGUGGCAGCAAAUAUUUGCUGCUGAUCAUCGACGAAGCCAGUGGAUGCAUGAAGGGCUUUUGUCUACGAGUGAAAUCCGAGAGUGAAGACUACAUCCGGAAAUAUAUCACCAUGGUACAGACGCAAUUCUGUAAGAAGGUCAAGUUCGUGCGACACGACGGAGCUCGCGAGUUUGCAACCAACUCGCUUCAGCUGUUCUACGAAGACGAAGGCAUUGAACAGCAGACAACGGUUUCAUGUACACGUCAAACAAACGGAACAGCAGAGCGUGCCAUUAGGACUAUUGUCACGAUCGGCCGCAGCAUGCUUCAUCAUGCCAAACUGGACAAGUGUUUCUGGGUCGAAGCAGCGAUGACGGCCAUCUACGUCAAGAAUCGACUGCCGUCACCUAAAGUCGUGCACAAGACCCCGUUUGAGAUCGUCUACAACUUGAAACCAAGCGUCAAGCACAUGCAAACAUUCGGGUGUCAGACAUACAUACUGACGCCUAAAGAGAAUCGACUCAAGUGGGAUCCAAAGGCUCGCGCUGGCAUAUUCGUGGGCUACGAAUAA
Peronospora matthiolae is the source of this 1257-nucleotide messenger RNA. The record is from the annotation of a GenBank genome assembly. NCBI's taxonomy places the organism in Eukaryota, Oomycota, Peronosporomycetes, Peronosporales, Peronosporaceae.